CAAGCAAGCUACUGAGCUCUGCAGAAGGGCAAAUGGAACAAGAGGGGAAGGUUGUUACUAUUUUGGGUGGCUUUUUGAAUGAGUUGAUGAUAGCCAAGAAUUGAUUUCAUCAUGACUGGGGCAAAGUACUUGUUAUGCAUUCACAACUCCAUUCACAACUCAGCCACCAGCUCCAGUUAUCAGAUUGUGAAUUGUUCUAGCAGAAAGAUCAAAAACUCUCAGAAAUAUUUUUAUUUUGACACAUUAUUGGAGGGGAGGAAUUUUUUCUUCACACUGUCACAGACUGGAAGCUUUUUCUUGAAUGCCUUGGUUGCUAGUUUUAGAUGUAUUUCCCUUUUCCUUGCAGAUAAGAGAUGAGGACAGCGGCUACAACAAAAAUCUGUUUUGCAUUCCUAAGCAUUAUGAAGAGGAUUUAGAAAGAGUCUUCAUUCCUCACGGACUCAUCCUGGACAGGACAGAGCGUUUGGCUAGAGAUAUCAUGCAAGACAUGGGAAGUCAUCACAUUGUUGCACUCUGUGUCCUUAAAGGAGGCUAUAAAUUCUUUGCUGAUUUGCUGGACCAUAUAAAAGCACUGAAUCAAAAUGGUGAUAAAUCUGUGCCCGUUACCGUGGAUUUUGUCAGAAUAAAAAGCUACUGUGUGAGUGACUUUCUUUUCUUUGGAAAAUUGACUCUCUCCAUAGACUGGCAUUCUAAAUACUGGUGGUUUGUGUGAGAACCCCCCAAAAAUGGAGUUUAUGUGUACAUUCUCUUCAAAUUACAUACUAAAAAGGAACUGAUUUACUGAUCUGCCCCAAAGGGUGGAUAUUAUAUAUUCACUGGGAUAAACAUAGCAGAACACUCAAGAUGACAAAGCCAGGGGCAGAUCUCCAACUCCUUCCUCUUGUAAGAAGCAAGAGCAGCUCACCUUUCAAACAAAUCCAGGACAACACUUUGGGGCAUGCUUUAUGUGACUUCCAUCUCUUCUUUCUCCUUCUAGAAUGAGUCACCUGCAGAAAAAAUCAGUUUUAUUGGCGAGGAGCUGUCUACACUAAGUGGGAAGGUAUGAAUUGGCAUCUUCAGCUUUUAAAGGAAAACAACUGUUCUUGUGUGUUUUCCAGGAAAUCCAUCUUUAUUGAAGAUUUUGAUACUGCAUACUUCCAGCCUCUUAACACUGAUUUAAAAUGCUGGGCUUUGAAGCAGUGAAUAAUUCCCACUGAUCUCAGUGGAAACUUGGAGUGAUCAGCAAUGAAUGCUCCCAAAGGUCCUAUUCCCCAUUUUAUCCCAGAACCCCCAGAAAUGAACCACACUCACCUGACUCAUUCAGUGCCUCUGGAAUACUGGUGCUGUACACAGAGCAAUAUACAGACCUGACACAGGUGCCUUUAGCACCAUAUUUAAGCUUUCAGAAAUACUUACAA
Molecule: messenger RNA, 1397 nt
Organism: Cyanistes caeruleus (blue tit)
Lineage: Eukaryota; Metazoa; Chordata; Aves; Passeriformes; Paridae
Source: RefSeq, a predicted model, not a curated record